AGAGGCUAACCUCUGGGAGGAGAAUGAAAAGGAAUCUGAAAUGGAUCAAAUCCAUUCGCCAUUUUCUGAUUCAAAGACUAGUACAGGUCUUGACCCUGAGAUGAAUGUUGAGGGAAUUCCUUCACUCUCUUGUUACCAAGACGUGUCUUCUUGUGAAAACCCUUCGUCAGAAUCAAAGCAGUUGUUCGAUAAAGGUGAAAUUCCCAUUGAUGAACAUGAUAAGCUCGAGGAACCAUCUAUAAUUGCAACCGAGUCUAGAAGGGAAGCAAAUGACGUUAAUGUGCAUGAAGUUCAUGAUUCUGAGGACAAGCUUUCAAUGAAAAUUCUCUUCCACGACUUCAGAAUAUACUUAUUUUCCUUCUGAG
This is a messenger RNA of Hibiscus syriacus, 365 nucleotides long. RefSeq lists its product as uncharacterized. The coding region runs from base 41 to 364 and encodes 107 amino acids. The record is from RefSeq and is a predicted model, not a curated record. Lineage: Eukaryota; Viridiplantae; Streptophyta; Magnoliopsida; Malvales; Malvaceae. The transcript is spliced from 2 exons.